Phytophthora megakarya is the source of this 1284-nucleotide messenger RNA. The record is from the annotation of a GenBank genome assembly. NCBI's taxonomy places the organism in Eukaryota, Oomycota, Peronosporomycetes, Peronosporales, Peronosporaceae.
AUGGUGAUGACGAGGUCACGAGCAGAAGCGGGUGUAAGUUCUCGGACUCCUGUAGACCAGUCUGGGUACCAGGAUGAACGCUGGAGGAGGAUCAAGGUUCACCAAGACGAAGACUUCUGGAUCCAACAAAUGAAGAGGGUCCUAAGAGGAGAUGUGUCGGUCCUAAAAGACGUGUCAGAUCUUCCACGGAACCAGGUCAAGAAGAUUGCGAAGGUCUCCGAUCAGUUUGUGUUAGAUUCGCGAGAAGUCCUCUACAGACUGAGCACACCCACUCCUGAGAGACCUCGCAACAAGCAGUCGGAACUCAGGUUGGUAGUCCCAGAGACUUUACGCGCCGACAUGUUACACUACUCGCACGAAGAUUUUCAUGUCGGCCACCAAGGAAUCAACAGGACGUUUGAGCGAUUACGUUCAGAGUUCUUCUGGAUCGGGAUGUACGCUGACGUACAGAAGUUCGUGAGAAAAUGCGUAGAUUGUGCGUCAGCCAAGGGGCGACCACCGGUUCUCGGUCCGUCGCCUGGCAAUAUCGAACCGAGAUAUCCGUUCGAGGUGGUCUCCAUGGAUUUUGUCACUGAGCUACCUGAGUCUGAUCGUGGAAAUACAUAUUUGUUGCUGUUCCAAGAUCAAUUCUCAGGAUAUGACAUGUGCAAACCCAUGCGGAAUACCGAAGUCCAAGACGUUGCUGAGGCAUACGAAGAGUGCGUAUUCAGAAGAUUUGGGGCGAGUUCAAUGAUCAGACAUGAUCAGGACCCCCGUUUCAUGAGCAAGGUCUUCGCUAGGUUCAGAGGCCUUCUGAAAAGUAAGCAACGUGCGACGCUAGGAUACGUCAAUGGCCAGCAAGAACGCUCAGUCCAAACGGUAAUGCGUAGUGUCAGAGCGUAUGUCGCUGAAGUUGACCAGAGUGACCGAGACGAGCAUGCAGAACGUCUCAUGUUCGCUCUGAAUACCUCGUUCGACGCUGCAAGAUUAGAUACUCCGUUUUACCUGGUCCACGGCUGGGACGCCCAGGGAACCAUAUCCGCAAUACUGGAUCCGAAGCCAUCGAGCCCGAAGCCAUCCACAGUCCAAGAACGAACGGCCUUGGAGUGGCGUCGGAAGAUGCAACGGGACUAUAGCUAUGCUAUCGCGUGCGCUGAAGACUUGCAAAAGAAGGAAAAGCAUCGUGUAAAGGCAGGUUUUGAAACCGGCGACUCGGUGUGGCUGUAUAUUCCCAAAGUCCCCACAGGGCUGAGCCGUAAGCUAGCCCACCUAUGGGUCAAGCUCAAGAUCCCAGGCACAGGCUAC